Messenger RNA from Diorhabda sublineata, 1099 nucleotides. RefSeq lists its product as uncharacterized. The record is from RefSeq and is a predicted model, not a curated record. Gene Ontology annotation, molecular function: G protein-coupled receptor activity; peptide binding. The coding region runs from base 78 to 1010 and encodes 310 amino acids. Gene Ontology annotation, cellular component: neuron projection. The transcript is spliced from 2 exons. Lineage: Eukaryota; Metazoa; Arthropoda; Insecta; Coleoptera; Chrysomelidae.
GUAAAUAUUGUCGUAGCAACAUUUUCAUUCCAAACAAUUUGACAAAAAUAUUCUUAAUCGGUUCGUUGGUGUCGAUAAUGGAAAUGAACGCCUCCAACGUCAAUGUCACUGUCAACGUCACCGGCUUGGAAGAAGAAACCUACAACGCCUUAUCCGACAUCACAUUAUUUUAUAAAAUAUAUUUGGAAUUGUAUACGAUUCUUUCGAUAUUAUGCAUAAUAGCAAAUUCUUUAUUAAUGUUCGUCAUAUUAAAACACAGGAGAUUGAGGAAAGAAAAAGAAAAUAUCAUUUUACUUAAUUGGUGUGUACUUAAUACGUUUUUUAUGGUGACGCAGCCGGCUACGUUCAGAAUUGAAAUGUACUGGACUGGGAUUUGGAGGUACACGACGUUUUGCGUUUUGGAACAAACCGAAUAUACAGCUUUAUUCGGCGAUGUUAUUUUGAUAGAAUUGUUAUUUUUGUAUUGGUUUUUGAAAAUGUACUAUCCCAGAGCGUCUAGGAAAUUGUCGGCGCAUCUUCACUUCGUGCUGAUUAUUGUAUAUGUCUUAUUCGUUACAUGCGUGGCCUUACAUAUAGGAACUUGCGUCAGAAGAUCUCGUGGAUAUGCUGAAGUUAUUUUGGUAUUAUCUUAUAGUAUUUUUUUACUGUUUAUGAUCGUUAUGAAUAUAACUCAUCUUGUGAAACGUAGGAAGUUAGUUCAGACUACCCCUGUAUCGAACGUACCGUAUAUUCUGAGUAAUAUUUUCUUUUUAGCAGUUUUUCCUUUACUCGUUGUCGGUUUCGUGGGUUUAUUCAUCGAAGCACAUUAUUUUCUAAUCAUUAGUUUAGUAAAUAUUUCUUUAUUUUUAAGUAUAAUGAAUCCGAUUUAUUUUUUCGUCACAUUGUAUAAAUUCGACAAUAAUUAUAAUACUUUCUUGGGUUACGUACUUAGAUGUAAAUGCAAUCAAUACGGAAAUGAUGAGAUGCAAGAAGAACCUGUCGUUUAUAACACUACUGUACAGAUAAGUUGAAUAUUUUUUUUUCAAAAAAAACAUUGUGAUAUCAAAAAAAUGUAGUCAUUUUAUUAAUUAAGUUAAACAAUUAUAAGUAACACUUUUUA